Molecule: messenger RNA, 1357 nt
Organism: Spinacia oleracea (spinach)
Lineage: Eukaryota; Viridiplantae; Streptophyta; Magnoliopsida; Caryophyllales; Amaranthaceae
Exons: 7
Coding region: 368-889 (173 amino acids)
Source: RefSeq, a predicted model, not a curated record
UAGUAGAUCAGGGGCCUCACUACUCACUUACUCAGCUUCUUUUUGUUCAAGUCUUCUUCUUUGGUGAGGUACUGAAUUGGUACUCGUGGAGUCGUGGUAGACUGGUAGUGAGCAAAUUUGUCACUAACCAAUACUUUUCUUUUCACGUUAGAUGCUCGUCCAAUCAUCUUUUUGUGAAAAUCCAGCGGCCUUGACAUCAAAAGCGUACCAAAAAUUGAUCAAAAUCCAAUAUCAAUAACUCUCACAGAAAACAAAUUCAACAUAUUUUCACAAAAAUUGAUCAUCUUCAUCCUCCAAUUUUUCACAAUCUUAAACCCAGAAACGCAGCGCAGAAGAUAAAUUAAUUCUGUCAAAGAAAACAAAUACGAUGUCGUUUAGUUCAUCUUUAGCAACUCCUCCAUCUCUCACACUCUUAUCCAAAUCUUUCAAUGGGCAACAUAGGCCUACGCACUUCCCUUCUCCUUCUUCCCGCUUCAGGGCUUCUGCUGAUAUCCCUGAUUUUCUAUCUGCUGUUUGGCUUGAAGCUCGCAAGAAGAAACCUUUUGGUCCAACAAUAAAUUUUAGUGCAGAAGAAGCUGUUAGCCAUCAGCUUGAUGCCUUGAAGUACAAUGAUCAACCUUAUCAAGAUUAUGGGAUCGAGGUCAUGUAUAGGUUUGCUGGAUUUGAUCCUUUUGAAAGAUCUACUUAUUUCGGACCACACUUUGAUUUAGGGCAGUUUGAACGAUUCAGGCGAAUAUUUCACCAUUCCAGCUACCGAGUGUUGCUUGGUCAUAAGGAAAGGAAAAUACUGAGCAGUUUAUGGGUUAAGGAGUGCUAUCGUGGCUCAGAAUCUCUUCAAGCAACGAGUUUGGUUGCAAGGAACUCGUCCAGCAGAAGAAGAGAUAUUUGAAUUUACCAUGGUUCAGCGGCUUGGUGGGUCUUGGGAUGGUUACUGGCUCACCGAGAGUCUACAUCAUGACGGAGACAGCUUCUCCGGUGGUGUGGCUUACUGAACAAUCCUUUCAUGACAGUAUGGAUCGAUGCAGGUGAUUACUUGAUUGCACGCGGACACCAAGUCUGUGUGAGGCGUGGAAUUACAUGGCUGUCCCACCUUUAGAAUUUGUACAUAAAGAUCCAAACUGUCGUUCAGCUUAAUUGUGCUUGUAAAUUGUUACCCUUGUGUAUAACUGUAUAAGACAAUGUAGUUGGCUCUGCCAUCUUUUAUUCAUAUACUUGGUAUGUUUUUGCUCAUAAUACCAAAGAAGUAGGCUGUAAAGCCAUCAUCGUUAGGCUGGGUAGUUGAUAUGGCUUGAAUUUCUCAAGUUCGAAACUAUAAUUGGGCUACAAAAUCAAGCCUCAAUUCCAUUUUUUCCUUGAA